Prosopis cineraria is the source of this 3850-nucleotide messenger RNA. RefSeq lists its product as uncharacterized. The transcript is spliced from 4 exons. The coding region runs from base 901 to 3687 and encodes 928 amino acids. The record is from RefSeq and is a predicted model, not a curated record. NCBI's taxonomy places the organism in Eukaryota, Viridiplantae, Streptophyta, Magnoliopsida, Fabales, Fabaceae.
UUUCUUCAACUGCCCGGAAAAAUAGGAAAAAACAAGAAUUAAAAUUGACCCGUCGAAUUCAUAGAUGUCAACACCUUAUUUCUAGCCUAAGCGGUCAAUAUUCACUCAAACUCUCUCUUCGGGUGAAUCCAGCCAAGGUUUUCUCGUGUCUCACUCGCCUAAGUUCGGCCUCGGCCCGUUGGCAAAGUUUGCUGAUAUUUUCAUUUAGGCAUCUUCCUGCCAAAAGUCAAAUACUUCUGAUAUGUAUACAAGAGUUAUGACUAUUUUAUACUCAAUGUUCGUUGUCUCCAGUAAGUAAAUGCAGUCGUAACCAAUCAAGGCCUUGCGGAAGAACCCAUUCACACAAAAUCAGCAAUGGAUUGUAACGUCCAUCAUCACAGGUCUAGUUUUUUAAGACCUUAUAAGUUGGUGCCUUCAUUGUUAAAUCUUAUGGACAGCCAAUUGACCCCUCUCAAGUAAAAGAAGACUUCUUAAAAGUGUGGAAAGUCCCGUGUCGGUUACGGAGUUCAUGGAUUUUAUUCUUUUGGGGUUAUCAAACUGAAAAUCUUUGUAAGGAAGCACAAAAAUGGGAAAGGGAAAGGCAGUUAAAAACGGUAGAUAUAGAUGAGUAAGGAGGGUAGUGCCAAAAACGCAGGGGCAGCCCUUCUCUGCGGCAUCAAAGCCGGCUUUAUUAUGUGUCUUAAGGAUUAAUAUAUUCAAGAAGCAGUUCUACUCAAUCCAGGUAACGUGUUUGCUUCCAAUUCUUCUCUAUUAGUCUGCUCCAUGUGACCUUCGCUGCAUUUUUCAUGGGGCACCUCCCCUUCCCUAUUAAAGUUCACCACCAUUUCUUGUACACUUAAAUCUUCCUGAUUCUGUGUUCUUCUGCAGGUUCAACAUUUUGAAUCUGAUCCGACUUCCAACAUGAGUUUUGGAAGAAAAGUGAGAAGUGGUGAUUACUUGGAAGGGAUGAUAAAUGAGUGCGUUGGAGGAAAGCCCAAAACGAAGGCUCCAAAAAUUGGGUCUGCUAAGCUUGUGGCCACUCUCACAUGUCUUCAAUUUUUCUUCGCGGUUUAUGCAACGUUCCUCUUGUACUACAUGAGUCCUCCUAUAGAUUUACGUACCAAACCAGAGUUCACGUGGGCUACCCGAAUCGCGCAACAGUGGAAGCAGCUUAUGAUCAAACCUCACGUAUUGACUCGCUACCAAGAAGUUUCUUCUUCUGUUGUCAGUAAGGAGAUUCAACCCAUUACUCCAUCUCAAGUUUGCGAGCACGAGAAGAUAGACUUCGUGCAGAAGAAAUCCAAUGAUGCUCAGAUGAUUAAGUUGAAGAGAGAGCUUUACAAUGAUGUUUUGGACUUCCAAAGAAAAACCAUUGGUCCAGAGACUCUUCCCCAGCUCAUGGCAAUGAAAUCCAGAUGGAGUUUGCAACACCGACCAAAAAUAACUGUCAUACUGAACCACUUCAAAAGAAAAACACUCUGUGCACAGCUUGAUUCUUUGCUUCAACAGACGCUCCCAUUCCACCAAGUUUGGGUGCUUUCAUUUGGCAGUCCAAAUGAGGCCUCCCUCGAGAGGAUUGUCGACAGCUAUAACGAUUCAAGAAUCAGCUUCAUAAGCUCCGCUUAUGAUUUCAAGUACUACGGAAGGUUCCAGAUAGCCUUGCAGACCGAAGCUGAUCUUGUGUACAUUAUGGACGACGACUUGAUUCCUGGGAGGAAGAUGUUGCAGAUUCUGGCUCACGUGGCAGGGACAGACAAAUACAAGAAUUCUGUUCUGGGCAGCAUAGGAAGGAUAUUGCCUUUUAGACAGAAAGAUUUUACAUUUCCUAGUUACAGAAAAUUUCGGUCUAAAGAAGCAGGACUAUAUUUGCCAGAUCCUGCCUAUGAUAUCACGGUUGAUAAAGUUGUGCAGGUGGAUUUCUUAUCUAGCUCGUGGUUUUUAUCUGCUGAUCUCGUCAAAACGCUUUUCAUUGAGACGCCUUUUACCUUCGGAACUGGGGAAGAUCUACACCUCAGCUAUCAACUUCAGAAGUAUAGAAAUGGGGGCUCAUUUGUUCUUCCAGUUGACCCUAAUGACAAGGAAACAUGGGGAGAUAGUGAACAUAGGCUUGCUUAUGUGUCUGAAACUACAGUAAUCUUUAAGGAUAUAGUCCAGCUCAGAGAUGACCAAUGGUGGAAAGCACUAUCCACUGGUUAUGUAACUCAGUGGGCAACAAUGUACCCUCAAAAAAUUGAUGCGCUCUUCUAUGCUCAUUCUGUGGGCGAAGUUAAAUCACUUGCACCUCUUUUUGAGAAGUUCAGAUCCACUGUUGGCAAAAAGGCCUACAUUGUUGUCUCUGGAGGCAAUUUCUGCCCUUGUGAAGAAGCUGCAACAGCUCUGAAGUGGCCUAAGGUUGUUUGUAAAGAGCGUCGUUUUAAGAUUUUUGAUUUGUCGAUUGGAGCGCUUUCUGGUAUAUCAAACUCAGAGGUGCCAAUAAUACAAGCCGUAUACUCUAGCAUGAAGGGGUUAAUCAAAAUUCACAAUCCCAGCGUGAUUAUUACUGUAUCUGACAUUGAUCCUCAUGUAAGGAAAGCUUUGAAUAUGGCUUUAGAGUCUAAUUCAGGUACUGCCACCCUAGUUCUUCUGCCAAGAGCUUCAGUGUCAAAAGUUCUUUGGAUGGCUGAUCUACGCUCAACUGCACUACCAAAUUGGAAUAAGAUGCAAAUUUCAGUCAAUAUCGUCACACAAAAUCGAGCCAGAUCGCUAGCAAGGCUUCUCAAAUCUCUGAGCAAUGCUUACUAUCUCGGGGACCAAGUUCCUAUCACCUUCAACAUGGACAGUAAAGUGGACGAGGCAACUAUAAGACUAGUGAGUUCAUUUGAAUGGCCCCAUGGGACCAAAACCCUCAGAAGAAGAAUCGUCCAAGGAGGACUAAUCAGAGCUGUUAGUGAGAGUUGGUAUCCCUCUUCUGAUGAUGAUUUUGGUCUCCUGCUUGAGGAUGAUAUAGAAGUAUCUCCUUACUAUUAUUUAUGGAUCAAGUAUGCACUCCUGGCUUACCACUAUGACCCUCAAGUCUCUCUCCCAGAGCUAUCCUCCAUCUCGCUUUACACCCCAAAACUGAUUGAAGUUGUGAAAGAAAGACCAAAAUGGAAUGCCACUGAAUUCUUCAAAAAAAUCCAUCCAAACACACCUUACUUACACCAAUUACCAUGCAGUUGGGGUGCAGUAUUCUUUCCAAAACAUUGGAGAGAAUUCUAUGUGUAUAUGAACAUGAGGUUCACCGAGAAUCCCAAGGAAAACCCAGUUCAAAUUCCAAAGUCUAGAACAAACGGAUGGGCCGCUUCGUGGAAGAAAUUCCUUAUAGACAUGAUGUACCUUAGAGGUUAUGUUAGUCUAUACCCAAAUUUCCCAAACCAAGCAAGCUUUUCAACCAACCAUAUGGAACCAGGGGCCCAUAUUAGUGCAAAAGACAACGUGGUUAACCACAAGAAACAAGACUUUGAGGUGCCAUUGUUGAAGGAAGACUUCAGAAAUUUGUUACCAGGAAUGAAGUUGCCUCCAGCCUCAAAGCUACCAUCUUUGAACCUUUUCAAUCAAGCCCUUUCUCUCAAGGCUCUUAAAUCUGCUGGAGCCAAGUUAGGCCAAGACGUGCUUAGAUGUGACAAUGCCACAGAGAUGGUGAUUGUAGAUCAUAACACUGGUCUACCACAACGCUGCUUCAAGUUCUAAAUAUUAUCAUUAUUUGUUUUGAUUAAGUUUUUUUUUUUUUUUUCCUUUCUUCUUCUUUUUUUCCCUUUCUGGGGUUGUCCUCACAGUUAUUUGGGAUUUAUUUCUCAAUUGUUUUAACAUUAAAUGGGAGAUUGGGAUGUCGAUCCUAUUAUUGAGGGGAGUA